Messenger RNA from Rattus norvegicus (Norway rat), 1849 nucleotides. It is a transcript of the gene Pramel6, whose product is annotated as preferentially expressed antigen in melanoma-like 6. Lineage: Eukaryota; Metazoa; Chordata; Mammalia; Rodentia; Muridae. Gene Ontology annotation, biological process: positive regulation of cell population proliferation; negative regulation of apoptotic process; negative regulation of cell differentiation. The transcript is spliced from 4 exons. The record is from RefSeq and is marked provisional. The coding region runs from base 257 to 1735 and encodes 492 amino acids.
AAUAGGCUUGUGCCACCACCACCCAACUUGUUCUGAUAUGUAGGCCAAUUUAAGCCCUUUCUGGAUGGGUAAGAGGCAGAGUGAUCUACAGAGCAAGAUUCAGAAUAGCAAGUGAAGAGACACUGUAACAAUAAUGAAAAAAGCACUUUGUCUGUGGUGGUGGAUACAUAGUCUCUUUGUGGAGAACAGGAUGUCCCCAAACAUGCAUGAUGUGGGUCAGCAUCCCCUUGAUCAUUUUCCCUGAAAUCCAGUCACAAUGAGCCUUGACUCCCCACCCACACUCUUCCACUUGGCAAGACACACUCUACUGAUGGAGGAAGCUUUAGCCAUUUCUGCUCUAGAGGAACUGCCCUGUCAUCUAUUCCCAGAGUUGUUCAAGGGGGCCUUCACUGACAGGCAUACAAACGUCCUGACUGCAAUGGUGUCUAUUUGGCCUUUACCAUGCCUUCCUGUAGGAACCCUGUUGGAGGAGCCUCACCUGGAGACUUUGAAAGCACUGCUUGAUGGGUUAAAUGUCCAGGUGACACAGACGUGUAAUUCCAGGUGCAAACUCAGAGUUCUUGAUUUGAGGAGGAACAUGCACCAUGAGUUCUGGGGCAUGAAGGCUGUCUCCCAUGAAGAUAACUGCUCACUACAGAUCAUGGCACAGAAACAGCCCAUGGAGACCUGUCCUGACCCUGAGAGGGAGAAUCCUUUUAAGGUGGUAACCGAUUUUGAACUCAGGGAUGCCAGUUUAGAUGAAUGGACCAUAUACUUGUUGCAGUGGGUCGAGCAGAGAAAAUCAUCCAUUCAUCUAUGCUGUAGGAAGCUGCACGUUUGGGAUUCACCAUUCUCUACUGUCAUAAAGAUCUUGGAAUUCGUGGAUUUAAACUGUAUCCUGGAGCUACGGCUGAGUCAUUGGAGGUUUGAGUUCCUGGUAGACCUUGUUCCUUACCUGGAGCAGAUGAAUAAUCUUCACACCCUCAUGCUAGAGGGAAUUAAGAAUUCCUUAAAUUUUACUGCUUGGGAAGAAGAGGAAGAUGAGUGGCAAGGCUCAUUUCCCUUUCAGUUCUCCAAUUUCAGCUGUCUUCAGAAUCUCUAUUUGAAUGAUAUCUACUUUAUAGAAGACUCCCUUGAGGAAUGGCUCAGCUGCCUGAUGACCCCUUUGGAGACCUUGUCCAUUACUGAUUGCCCUCGGCUCUUACAGUCAGACUUAGAAUGCCUGCCCCGUUGUUCGAAUAUUUUUAAGCUCAAGCAUCUGCACAUGAAUGCUAUCUUACUAUCUGAUGCAGUCUCGGAGCUUCCUGGGCUCAUCCUUGAGAAAGUCACAAGUACCCUUCAAAUUCUGGAACUGGAGCAGUGUGGAAUGAGGGACUCUCAUUUCCAAGCUCUCUUGCCUGCCCUGAGCAAAUGCUCCCAGCUCCUCAAAGUCAACUUCUAUCAUAAUGAUAUCUCUCUGCCUGUCCUGAAGAGGCUUCUAUGUCACACAGCCAACCUGAGCCAACUCACCCAGGAGCUGUACCCUGCCCCUCUGGAAUGCUAUGAGGGUAACAACACAAUACUUAAAGACAGAUUUAAGAAACUUUGUCCAGAGCUGCUGUGCUUCCUUAGGACCAAAAGGUUGCCCAAGAAAGUCUCCUUUGCUACAAAUGCCUGCUCGCAGUGUUCGCAUUCCUUUUACUAUUAUUAUAACCAGGAGCCCAACGAUUCCUGUUACUAUUAUAACCAGGAGACCAAAGAUUGCCUUUGUCAGUAAGAAGAAUAAGGUUGCUUCUGGUAACUUACUCUGGAAGAAUGCAGGUCUAGUGAGAGGAUAUGAACACACUGUUUGUCCAUCCUUGUUUGAAUAUAAUAAAUAUGCUGAGCUUUU